Messenger RNA from Elephantulus edwardii (Cape elephant shrew), 1167 nucleotides. It is a transcript of the gene GRAMD2A, whose product is annotated as GRAM domain containing 2. Gene Ontology annotation, molecular function: phosphatidylinositol-4,5-bisphosphate binding. The transcript has 12 exons. Gene Ontology annotation, biological process: regulation of store-operated calcium entry. Lineage: Eukaryota; Metazoa; Chordata; Mammalia; Macroscelidea; Macroscelididae. The coding region runs from base 1 to 1167 and encodes 388 amino acids. Gene Ontology annotation, cellular component: endoplasmic reticulum membrane; extrinsic component of cytoplasmic side of plasma membrane; organelle membrane contact site. The record is from RefSeq and is a predicted model, not a curated record.
AUGACUGGGCCCGGCCCUCAUGGCUGCUCCGUAGUAGCCCGCCGCGGCCGCCACCGCUGCUCGACGACCCGGCCCCUGAGUCACCGCCGCCGCCGUCCAAAAUUUUCCUAUUCUUACAUGUGUAGUCUUCUAGGUGCAGGCUGUGUGAGGCUCUCCCACCUCUGCCGGCUGCGCUGCAAGCUGCAGCCUCUCCAGACUGUGACUUCUUUCUUCUCCAGCCUCAUCCUGAAAAGCAAGACCAGUCUUGGCAAGGAACAAAUGCAUGGAAAGACAGCUUCUCUGAAGAGCCUUGUGGCCUCCUCCGAGAAAUUAGAGAGGAUUCAGGAAACCCCAGACUACAGUCUGCCUUGGCCUGAAAGCUUGAAGGAUGAAGAGAUAAAGAAGUACAGUCGGGAAGGGACAUUGCAGAGCAAAAGCAAUCAGCAGUACCACAAGCUGUUCAAGGAUAUCCCUUUGGAAGAGGUAGUGCUCAAAGCAUGCUCCUGUGCCCUCCAGAGGGAUCUCCUUCUCCAAGGCCGGCUCUACAUCUCCCCCAACUGGCUUUGCUUUCAUGCCAGCCUCUUUGGCAAGGAUAUCAAGGUGGUCAUUCCUGUUUUAUCUGUGCAAAUGAUCAAAAAACACAAGAUGGCACGACUUCUUCCCAAUGGACUGGCCAUCACCACAAAUACCAGCCAGAAGUAUAUCUUUGUGUCCAUGCUCUCGCGGGACAGCGUGUACGAUAUGCUGCGGAGGGUCUGCACCCACCUGCAGCCUUCCAGCAAGAAGAGUCUGAGUGUGAGAGAGUUUCCGGAGGAGCCUGAGUGCGAGUCUUUGGAAGUCCUCAUUCCUGAGAUGAAAUGGAGAAAAGUAUGCCAUGCCUCUAGGUCCCUGUCCCUCCCAGACAACAUCCCUUGCAUCCCUCGGGAAUCCAUGGAUGCCACAGACAACUUCUUCUCCACUAGGAAGCCCCCAGGGGCUGAGAACACGGUCUGUGAGGCGGACAGCCUGGAGGAGGAGCACAGGAGCAACGAAGAGCUGAGGCUUUGGGAUUACAGGCUCCUUAAGGUCUUCUUUGUGCUGAUUUGUUUCCUGGUCAUGUCCUCAUCCUACCUUGCAUUUCGUAUCUCCCAGCUGGAACAGCAGAUAUGCUCCUUGAACUGGGACGGCUCAACCCCUGGGCACAGGUGA